AUGUGCCGCUCCGGCGUCGCCUGCGGGCUGGUCGACGUGUCGACGGCGGUCCUCCUCGCGGCCGGGCCGGGCGUGAGGCUUCUCGGCGCGCCGAGGCUGGUGGCCCUGUCGGCCGGGUGCGCGGCCCCGGCGCAGCACUUCCUCCUGCAUGCCAUCCACCAGCCGGUGGCCAGCCUGGAUGUGCUGUUCGCGCCGGCCGGCGGGCCGGUGGCCCGGGCGCUGGCCGGCUGGCAGCCCGCCGACCCGGACGGGCCAUUUUACGUGAAGCACCGCGAGCGGGUGCUGGCGCUCCGCAUCUGCCCCCGGCCGACCGUGCCGGGGAUCGGCCUACGCGCCGGGCCGAAGCUGGCCCUGUCGCUGGACCCGGAUCCCACGGGGCGGCCCGUGUCGCUGGAGCUGUGCGAGGCGCCGCCGGCGGUGGCGGUCGCCUGGCUGGAGACCGAUGUGAAGCUCGACGAGGUGGACCGCGCGCGCAUGCACGGCGAGCUGCUCGGCGCCCCGCUCGGGGCCGGCGAUAUGAUCCGCCUCGUCUCGCCGGAGCUCCUGGCGCGCGUGGUCCGCCUGCAGGGGUGGGACUUCGACGCGCUGCCCAUGGGCAGGCUGGCCCCCCUGUCGGACCAGACGCUGUGCUACGUGCAAACGGCGCACGGCCCCCCGACGCACGCGCAGCAGCUGGUGCUCCUGCCAGCCGGGCCGCAUGGCACGGACGUCCUCAUGCUGGUUCCCCUGUUGAUGGAGUGCGCGCCGGGCACGCUGCUCGUGUCGGAGGCGGCCUUCCGGCGGCUGGCCCUCGGCGCGCCCCUUGGCUCCCUCCUCUUCGCCUGUCAGGGAGGGUUCCUGGCUGUGCGGCCGAGCGACGAGGUCGGCCGCUUCGACGUCGGCAUCCACCCGCAGGACGCCGAGCAGCUGGGCCUGCCGAGCGCCGCGCCGCUGGUGCUGGAGCGGGCGCCGCGCAUCCCGCCGGCGAGCAGCGCCACGGUGGCCUUCUGGCCGGCGGAGGGCGUACAAACGCUGGCCUGGGCCGCGGCCGGCGAGGGCACGGCCGGGUUCGGCAUGCUGGCCGAGGGGACGCUGCUGCAUGUGGCCGGUACGGGCUGCGAGGGCGGCCGCCCGGUCGAGGACGAGGGCCGAAGGUGGCUGGGGGUCGAGCUGCCGGCCGAGACCGAGACCGAUACCGAGACCGGGACCGAGAUUGUGAUCGAAGCCAAGACCAAGACUGAGAUCGAGCCCCCCCUGUGCCUGGAGGUGGUGACCAGUCCGCUGGAGGGCUUCCCCGAGGGCCGGGCCGCCGUGAGCCAGGCCCUGUACCAGACGCUGCGCGCCCGCCUCCCCGACAGCAUGGACCUCUUUUUGCAAUCUCACGACCAGCCGCUGGUGCUAUUCCCCGACCCGAACCCGCGGUCCAGCCUGUCGGAUGGGCAGCUGAUCGUCGGCCGGGGGGACGUCGGCCGGAUCUUCGGCCACCGGCGGGUCCUCUGGGCCGGGGCCCGGGCCUCGCCCACGCAUGUGUUCCAGGUGGACCUGCACCUGGCCCUCGCCGGGGGGCCGCCGGUGAGCUGCGUCGUGCAGUCGCUGGCCCUCGGGGCGUUCCUCCAGCUGCUGGAUCAGUCGGUGAUCUUCCUGGGCCAGGUGUGCCACUUCCCGGCCGGGGGCACGAUCCUGCGCGGUCGAGUGGCGCGGCUGCUGGACACGGGCCUGCGCCCGGUGCGCGCCGGGUACCUGGACAAUGGGCAUGCCCCGGUGUUUGUGCACAUGAGUGUCCCGGGCCGGGGGUUCCGCGUGGUGGGCCAGCCGGAGUCGGUGCUGCUGCCGGUGCCGCGGCUGGCGGAGCCCAUCCGCCUGCCGGUGACCACCCGCCAGUUCGCGGUGUACAUCGAGGCGGAGUCGGCCCAGGUGCCGGAGGCCACCUUCCUGGCGCUGCAGCGGCACUUCCUGGUGGCCGGGCCGGCGAUCUUCAUCAACCAGGACUACCGACUGGUGCCGAAGCUCAAGUAUGGCCUGGACCUGGAGCCGCAUCAUGUCCUGGUGGGCGUGGGGUUGCGGCGGGACAAGCGCCGGCCGCUGGUCCUGCGGUACUGCCAGCCGCCGGACCUGCUGCUUGCCAAGUGCUGCGCCGUGCCGAAGGAGCAGCAGCAGCAGCCCCCGGCGGCGGUCGACCCGGGGGUGCUGACGCGCCUCCUGCACCGGUCCCUCCCCGAGGACCGGGCCAUCAUCAAGGGCCGGCUGUAUGACACGGAGCCGGGAUCGCCGGACUUCUUCCUCCUGCCCAACUGGCUGGGAGCCGAAGGCCACGCGUCGGUGGCGAUUGGCACCCUGGUGCCGGGGCUGACGCGGCUCUUUUUCGAAACGACCAACACGCGGCUGGCCCCGAAGCCGCCGCCGGCCCUGGCCGUGCACUGCGGCCAGCGCCUGCUGCUGCUGGACCUGGCCCUCGUCCGGACCGGGUCUCCCCUGUACCCGGGGCUGAUGCUGCCGCGGGAGGUGUUCCAGUCGGCGGCCGAGUCGCUGGGGGGCGCGGCGCCGCCGGCGUGUCUCUUCUUCGUGUGCCACGGGCGGGCCUUCGUGGCGCGGCUGGCCGAAGUGCACGAUGUGCCCGGGGUGGCGCGGGUGUGCGAGGACCUGCACGAGCACCUCCGGCCCGGGGGGGCCCUGCUGGCGCAUGUGUCCCGGCUGCCGGAGCCCAUUGGCCUGGGCACGGUGUACCUGCGCGUGUCGCCGGCGGUCGGCCAGCAGGGGGCCGGCUCGCUGGCGGAGCCGCGCCCAAUGCAGGAGGCCCUCCUGGAGGAGGCCCUAGCCAUGGCCUUCCCCGACCGGAGCAUGGCCCUGCUGGAGCGACGGCCCUUCGGCCGGUGCAUCCUCAUGCCGGAGCUGCUGCUGGACACCGACGGCCAGGAGGUCGCCUGCGGGCUCUUCCGGCCGGGCGAGACGCGCGUGCACUUCCACUUCGCGGGGGCCGCCCGGGGGGGGCCAUGA
This is a messenger RNA of Fonticula alba, 2973 nucleotides long. RefSeq lists its product as hypothetical. The record is from RefSeq and is a predicted model, not a curated record. Lineage: Eukaryota; Rotosphaerida; Fonticulaceae. The transcript has 10 exons. Bases 1 to 2973 code for a protein of 990 amino acids.